UACAGUGGACAACAAAGCAGCCGAGGUCUUAAGGAGAAUAAGAGCUCUACUAAGAAAUUUUAAAACACUUUAAACAGUUACACGAUUUUCGAAGAACUCUUCCUUUAUUAUAUACCAAAAAUGUCCAACUUCGUUCUGCAAUCCUGUUUAGCAUUGCUUGCUUGCUGCUGUUUGGUCACCGCCAAUUACGUGCCCGGUGUUUCCUAUAUCGACGACGUAGAACUCUCUUACAAAAAUGAUGUUUGGCGGUGUGACCGUAUCGUCUGCCCAGUCGGCACAUACGGCUGCAAAAUCGUGAAGGAAAACGUAGAGGGCCGAGAUGAUAUUAUCAGGCGGUCAAACAGCUGUUACGAUGUGAAUGGGCACUCUGUUGCGCAAUUUUUGCAAACCGAGACCUUGGUAUACCCGAAGACCGUCGAAAUUUAUGUAAACUCAUAUGUGGGCGCCUCAAGUUCGUGGUCUACUGGCUACAAUACAGAAUUCCAAUCGGUGAACGCAACGAUCGACGCCGAUUCAUGGCCCAAGUUGCAGCAGAAGACACGGGAGAACAUUAAGCGUUACGAAGAGAACGUAAUGGGCAAAGAGAACUAAUUACCAAUAAGUGUUUAAUGUAUACAAGUGUGUUAAAUACGAAAUAAAUAUCAAGCAAUCACAAAAU
This is a messenger RNA of Zeugodacus cucurbitae (melon fly), 658 nucleotides long. RefSeq lists its product as uncharacterized. Bases 121 to 591 code for a protein of 156 amino acids. Lineage: Eukaryota; Metazoa; Arthropoda; Insecta; Diptera; Tephritidae. The transcript is spliced from 2 exons. The record is from RefSeq and is a predicted model, not a curated record.